Ogataea polymorpha is the source of this 2722-nucleotide messenger RNA. RefSeq lists its product as uncharacterized. The transcript has a single exon. NCBI's taxonomy places the organism in Eukaryota, Fungi, Ascomycota, Pichiomycetes, Pichiales, Pichiaceae. Gene Ontology annotation, molecular function: NAD+ binding. The record is from RefSeq and is a predicted model, not a curated record. Bases 65 to 1399 code for a protein of 444 amino acids.
CGAACUUGCAUUGAAAGAAAUCGAUUUUGAAGAGGCUGACGAGUCGGAACCACCUUUUGACAAAAUGGACUACUUUGACCGGGACCCGCUUCCUCUCCUGACUAAUAUCAAGAUCACCAAGAACGUUUGCUCGUACGCCAGAAGUUUCCUCAAGUUGCGCGGGUUUGUUGAAUUUCUGGAAAAAACCAUACCUGUGGACCCUUCGCCUCAGGAUAUACUACAUGUCACUGGUAUGCUUGGCUAUGCGCCCAGAUACGAGAGUCGCUUUUACAGAAAUCAGGACCAAACAGAGGAGUUUAUGCAAAAAUGCAUUCUUUUUCUGCAGAAAGCCAUGAAUCGCGUGCUCAAGAUCCGCACAAGACUUCCCAGCUUUCACAAGAUUGAGCACGUCAAGAAUGCGCUGGAAAAUGCGAAAAACGUCUUGGUGCUUACGGGUGCAGGAAUAUCCACCUCUUUGGGGAUCCCCGAUUUUAGAUCGUCGCAAGGUUUCUACGCAAGAAUGAAGCAUCUUGGGCUCGACGACCCGCAGGAUGUCUUCAGUCUGGAGGUGUUCAAGCGAUCUCCGGAGGUGUUUUACUCGAUUGCACAUAUGAUUCUGCCUCCAGAAGCUGCCUAUACACCACUGCAUGGCUUUAUCCGUCUGUUGCAAGAUAAAGGGAAGCUGCUUCGAAAUUACACACAAAAUAUCGACAAUCUGGAAGCCAACGCAGGGGUGCUAAAAGAAAAGAUUGUCCAGUGCCACGGCUCAUUUGCAACUGCCAGCUGCAUUACAUGUAAAUACAAGGUGCCCGGAGAGACUCUUUUUGGGCACCUCAGGCGCCAGGAAAUCGCCUACUGUCCCUUCUGUGAGAACGAACGAAAGAGCCUACUGGCUCAGCUGGACAAGAUGGAAGACGAGGGCGUUUACUCGCGAAAAUUUGAGUACGUGAACUCCUUCGGAGUGAUGAAGCCUGAUAUUACAUUUUUUGGAGAAGACUUGCCCGAGCAAUUCCACACCACUAUCAAGAGCGAUAUCGAGAAAUGCGAUUUGCUGAUCUGCAUUGGGACGUCAUUGAAAGUGGCCCCAGUUAGCGAGAUUGUUAACCUUGUUCCCAAUCACGUCCCGCAGAUUCUGAUCAACAAAGAUCCCAUCUACCACUGCGAAUUUGACGUUGACAUUCUGGGCUACUGCGACCACGUGAUCACCUAUCUCACGGGCAAGGAACUGGGAUGGCGAAUCAACCACAAGGACUUCGACAAGAUCCUGAACUCUGGCCUAGAACUGACGGUGAUCGACGAGGCAGCAGGCUGCUACGAGGUGACUGACGAGGAGACGCGCAAGAAGCUAGAUGCUGAGCUCGCGGAGCAUGACGAGGAGGAUACACAAGCUAGCGAGCAGCAAAACUCUGUCGAAAAAUAGUUAGUUGGGCUACGCAUAACAAGCGAUUGCUGCUUGCUGAUGAAAGAAACUUCCAGAAAUACAAAAUAUGGUGAUUUAUAAUAUCGGCAAAGUCGGCAUACGCUCGGCUAAAAUUUAGUGUGAAAUUUGACGCAAGUAUUAAAGAGCACUCAGAGGCAAGUUUUUUUACCUUUAGUAUGACUGAAGCUCCAAUUGUCAACAAUACCCUGACUGUUGAUGCAGUCACAUACUACAAUUAUUCCACGCCUUUAGAGAUUGCCAAGAGAGAGAUCAAGGGCCGUUCCGAAUCCUCUUUCCUGGCUCCAACCGAAAUUUUGGUGAAGACAAAAUAUGCUGCCUUGAAUCCCGUCGAUGUGUGCUUAUGGCAACUAUGUCCAAAAUGGUUGAAGAGAGGCCAACCAAAAGGCUUUGGUGGAGACUUUUCUGGCGUGGUCCUGCAAACCGGUUCCGAAGUAAAAUCUUUCAAGGCUGGAGACAAGAUCUAUGGAGAUAUCCUAAGUCCUUACACUCCUUAUGGAUCCUUCGCAAACUACCAGGUCAUUGAUGUGACCAAACAAACAAAGAUCGCCAAGGUUCCUGAAGAAUUGCCUAUGGAGAAGGCUGCUGGCAUUGUGAUUCCAUUUGCUACCGCAUACGAGCUGAUCACCAGACAUAAGAAUCUGAAAGACGCAAAUGUCCUUGUUCUUGGUGGAGGAACCUCCGUGGGUAUGAUGGGACUUCAGAUAGUUAGACAUCUGGGUGCCAAGUACAUUCUCACCACCUGCUCUUCGAAGUCAAUCAGUAUUGCUUCCGAUUUUGGUGCUCACGAAACAGUGGACUACCAUGACAAAGAAGAAGAGUACAAGCAGAUCGUUGAAGCCGCAAAGAAACACGGAAAGUUCGAUCUUAUCUUUGAUACCUGCAGAGACGAAGUUUUGCUUGGACGUCUGAAGGACGUCCUUAAGACCAAGAGAGAGGGUGGAAAGUACAUCCAGGUUAUGGGAAGCAAUACCAUGUCUUACGGAACAGUCAGGUACACGGAUAUGCUGCCAUCCAGGGGAAAUCUGAGAGAACAGAUUCUCUCAAAACUAGGACUUUCCAACUACGACUUUGCUGUCGGGAACCUUAGCGAUGGUGCGGGCUACGCUAAGGCUGUGAGCGACAUGUGGGAGAAUAGACAAUUCAACGUCCUGGUGGAUACGAUUUACAAGUUUGAGGAGUUCAAAAAGGCCGUCGACAAGUUCCAAAAUGGCUACGUCAAGGGUAAGCUUUUAGUUGAGUUUAAUUGAGUUGUAGUUUGGUGCAAGGAUGUAAUUUUAAUCAUAUUCGAUAUUACAGAACAAA